This is a messenger RNA of Vigna umbellata (rice bean), 369 nucleotides long. The record is from RefSeq and is a predicted model, not a curated record. Lineage: Eukaryota; Viridiplantae; Streptophyta; Magnoliopsida; Fabales; Fabaceae.
AUGGCCGAGAACGGUGAGGAAGAGUUUAGGGAUUUCGAACAUGAACUGAACAAGAUCAGAUUCCGGUGGCACUCGGUGGAAGAUAAUGGUGUGGAUUAUUGGCAUGGGGAUCGGAGCGAGGAUCCUAGAGUUAGGGUUUCGAAUAACGACGGUGUUGAAUCAAAAUCGCAGGAACGGAGGAAGAGUAACGGAGUUAGGUCUUGGCUUUUCGAGUUAGGUCUGAGUAGGUAUGCGCUUAUGUUUGAGAUCCAUGAGGACGAUGAUGAGUUGCUUCCUAUGUUGACAUUGGAGGAUCUCAAAGAUAUUGUGAUCAAUGCUGUCGGGUCUAAAAGGAAAAUGUACAAUGCAAUCCAGAAGCUAAGAAGGUGA